Molecule: messenger RNA, 1302 nt
Organism: Metarhizium acridum CQMa 102
Lineage: Eukaryota; Fungi; Ascomycota; Sordariomycetes; Hypocreales; Clavicipitaceae
Source: RefSeq, a predicted model, not a curated record
AUGGCCUUCCUUGAAGACCCCCGGCUCCGCCAACGCUGGAACCAAAUCACCCACGACGCGGAAACCGUCACCGAAAACGCGGCAGCCGGCAUAUUCACCUUUCAGCAAAACUAUAUCAACCCGUGCCUCGCAUCAAUAGCCGACGCUAUCGAGCAAUGCACAACAGUAUGCCUGGGCGACCCCGAAGAGCGGUUCCGACGCCGUCGCGAACGCCAACGGGCCCGCGAGAGCGCCGAAUUCAGUUUUGACUUCUACGACGACUGGUAUGAAGAGGAGCAGUCUGGCGGCGGACUCCUGGGCAGCUGGGGCGGCGAGGACUGGGACCGCCUGCUAGCUGGCACAGGAAGCGCCAGAAGACAUGGCGGCGAGACGAACGAGCAACCUCGAAGGAAACGCGGCAUGAGCUACGGGACGAGAGGCAUGAGGAGGAAGGCGAGCCAGAAUGAUGCCACAAUCAUUCCGAGCACGCAGCCCAUUGGGUUCUUGAGUAAACUGCCCUGGAAAAUGGGCGGGACGCUACGAUAUAAACCUAGCGCAGCGGACCUGCAAGACCACCCUGGCAAGCACGAUGCAGGGGAAUCUGCACCGCUGUUGGGCGGUGACGACGACUCGGAUUACGGGGAGGUGUUGCGCAUGCCUAGACAACGGAGCGGCACGACGGGGUCGGGGGGAACGUCGGAUUCGUACCGGUCAAGAGGAGAUUUGUUCCCCAGCGAUGGGGAGGGAGAGGAGGAUGCCGUGCCGUUGGACGACGACGUGACAUAUGACAUGGUAAAGAGGGACGACAGGAGCAGUGGCAAGACGAGGAGCAGUAAAGGAAAACGGCCAGCGGGAGAGCUUGCGGCUUCUUCCCGAACCGUUUCAAGGUCAACACUGGGAUCUACGGCGUCCAGUGAGUCCCGCGACUACGGAACGACGGCCCCUCCGACGCCAGGCGUUGCUAAUAUCCCGCCAAUGGAGGAUUUACAAGCCGAAGAGACGAGGUUGCAGAGGCAAGAGCACGAUGAACGGGCGAGGAGGAAGAUGGCUGCCUCGCAGCUUGCUGCGGGGAGGGGACUGGGCGUCGAUGAAGAGAUCCAUGAUGUCGAGGACGCGAAAACGCUCGAGAUGGCGAUGAACGAGAUUCACGAACCUCAGGAUAAGGUGACAUCUUUGCAGGAUCGUGAUAGACAGGAAUCAUCACCAACACCAACUCCAGUGUCGAGGGACCAACCAAGAGGGAGCGGAGGCGAUGAUUCGUAUGAAUCGAGUAGCAGGUCUACAUCGGCUUUCCACGCAGCACGACUGCCACGCUUUGGAUAA